Molecule: messenger RNA, 2513 nt
Organism: Electrophorus electricus (electric eel)
Lineage: Eukaryota; Metazoa; Chordata; Actinopteri; Gymnotiformes; Gymnotidae
Gene: ada2b
Product: adenosine deaminase 2b
Biological process (GO): inosine biosynthetic process; adenosine catabolic process
Molecular function (GO): adenosine deaminase activity
Source: RefSeq, a predicted model, not a curated record
UUGAGUCUUGGUUCACAUCCUCCCGGGUAUCAAGCUAAGCAAGUUCUGGCACUGAAGAGAAAGUGAUUUAAAAAUUUUUUUAACCCUUAUAAGAUACAGACAUUCUGAUGGUUAUAUUGAUAUCAGCACAGAACAUGAAGAAGUUUCCCUAUACAAUAUGCAACAUGAAAGUGUUUAUGACCAUCUUGAUGUUCACCACUGUGAACGAGAGUAAAAGUAUACCAGACCCUCAUCAGAGAGACCAGCUGCUGCAGCAGGAAGCCUCCCAGCAGGUAGGGGGCAGAGUGGAUCUGACUGCAGCGGAGCAACGACUAGAUUCACUCUUGCAUAAGCUGAAAGAGCAGGAGAUGGUGGCGCCACAUUUUCCCCCUGCUAUGCACUUCUUCAAAGCAAAGCCUUAUAUCCAGAAGAGCCCCAUAUUUAGACUGCUCCAGAAAAUGCCAAAAGGGGCGGUCCUACACAUACACAACUCUGCUCUGGUGGGUGUGGACUGGCUUGUGAUGAAUGUGACGUAUAGGCCCCAUUGCUAUGUGUGCUUCACAUGGUCGGGGUCAGUGCAGUUCUUGUUCUCCACCCAGCGACCCUUCCCACGCUGGGGCUGUUCCGCAUGGAGCCUGCUGGAGCACGUGAGGGCCACUAUCAGUGACGUGUCAGCUUUCGACAAGAGUUUGAUGAAGAACCUCACGCUGUUUACUGAGGAACCAGAUGUGGCAUACCCUACGCAGGAGGUAGUUUGGGAGCGGUUUGAGCAGACUUUCAUGGCCAUCUCCGGUCUGAUCACCUUUGCACCCGUUUUCAAGGAUUACAUCUACCAAGGGCUCCAGCAGCUCUAUGAUGAUAACAUCUUAUACUUGGAGCUGAGGGCUGGUCUAUCCAAGAUAUAUGAGCUUGAUGGCACCAUCCGGGACAGUGAAUGGUCCAUCCAGACCUACAGAAACAUAACUGAACAGUUCAGGCUGGAACAUCCAGACUUUGUGGGUGUUCGGAUAAUUGUAACUGUCCAUAGGAUUCUCAGUUUGUCUCAGGUGGAAAUAGCACUAAAAGAAACCUUAGAGCUGCAGAAACGAUAUCCAGAGAUCAUCACUGGCUUUGACUUGGUGGGCCGAGAGGAUAGUGGUAAACCCAUCUGGUAUUUUCGAGAGGUGCUAUCACUCCCCACAGAGGUUAAAGCAAAACUUUCCUACAUUUUCCAUGCAGGUGAAACUGAUUCAUAUGGCACAGAUGUGGACAGGAAUGUUCUGGAUGCACUGUUAUUCAACACUACUCGCAUUGGGCAUGGUUUUGCUGUGGCUCACCAUCCCCUGGCAAAAGAACUUUCCAGAAAGAGAAGGGUGCCUGUGGAAGUGUGUCCUAUAUCCAACCAGGUCCUAAAACUGGUCUCAGAUCUGCGAAAUCAUCCUGCUGCAAUUUUAAUGUCGGAGGGGCAUCCAUUGGUGGUGAGCUCCGAUGAUCCAACCUUGUUUGGAAAUGCUGGACUCUCGUAUGAUUUCUAUGAGGUCUUUGUUGGAAUUGGAGGCCUGAGUGCCAAUGUGGGCACACUUAAGGAGCUGGCCAUAAAUUCAAUCAGGUAUAGCUCCUUGCCAACAGUCCUGCAGGACAAAGCCAUGAUCAUAUGGCAACAAAAGUGGGACAAAUUUGUAUUGGAGAAUUCACUAUAGGGACAGCAAGCUAUUGAGAAGACUUGAAUGAGAGCUGUUUACCUCUUUUGGCAUUCAGGAAAACUGUGGAUAAAAUGUUUUAAAGGCCUUAACUGAAACCACAGAUAUUAUUUUGUCUGAGAUUUGAGAUUUCAAAACUCUAAGAACAUAUCAUGGCUUUUGGACUAAAUUUCACCAUCAGGGUUUCAAAAGUCUUUGUACACAUGCUGUAUUCUCCAGUUCUGUCCACUGCAAUCCUGAAUGUAGAGUUCAAAGUAACCAUCUGGGACAGUGGCAAUUUCCAGACACCGGCUAGUGUCUCUGUUCUUUAUUGCUUGCAGAAAACACAUUUAUACACUUUCAAAUAUGUAAGCAAUUUUGCCCAGUGGAUUGAAUACAUGUGAAUUUCUAAAUCAGGGCUUAAGAUCAUUUACUUUUUUCACAUUAAGUCCUCACAUUAAGUUCCCUUUGUCACAAUUAUUUAUGGAAUGUUGACUCAAGAGCAACAAUAUUAUGUUUAAAACUUUGCAUGAACAUAUCUUGCUACAGCACCAUAUGCAGUUGUGCCUGAGUAGGAUUCAGAUUUGUAUCAGUCUUCUAGACCUGUGUUGCUUGUCCCAAUUUCUGUGACCCAUGGGAUUGUUGGCCUUCUUGCCCAAAACCCAAAUCCCUGUACAGCUGUAACUGUAACUUGGAACUGUUUGGUGGGUCCAAAUUUGGUGGAGAAACCCUGUUUUACACCAUGUUCUGACUUGAAAGGCCAAUAAUGAAUUAUUCUAGAAAUAUUUCAGAUGGAGUAAUUUGUGACUCUGCUUUAAAAAAAAUGUAUUAAAAAAAAAGAAAAGAAAUACAGGAUCUUACGGGAAUGACACAUUU